Molecule: messenger RNA, 1686 nt
Organism: Aphidius gifuensis
Lineage: Eukaryota; Metazoa; Arthropoda; Insecta; Hymenoptera; Braconidae
Exons: 4
Coding region: 1-1686 (561 amino acids)
Source: RefSeq, a predicted model, not a curated record
AUGCUGACACGCUUUUUAUCAAAAUUGGAAAGUUUGCAAGUACGAGGUGCAGGUGCAUCUGCAACAGUUGAUGUAUCAAACGCUUCUACUGAAAACUACAUUGAAUGGCAAGACUUAGAAAAUGUAUUUAGAAACAGAAUGAAGACCAGCGUUAUAAUUAAUUUAAAACACAAAGAUGUGAAAGACUUUCUUUCUGAUGCUAAGAAAAUGUUUAUUAGUCAGAUAGCUCAUAUUUUACAAGAUAAAAAUGCACUCAAAGUCAAUACUGUAUUAGCUUUGAACUAUGAAAUUGAAAAACCAUCUGAUAAUAGUGUGGAAGUUGAAACAAAAUAUUUCAGUGAAGGCAGUUUUGAGGUUUUACAAUCAUCAGAUUUAAAUCAAUUAUUCAAGGAAAAUUUUGAACAUUUUCUAGAUGAUGUUGAGGAAGCUGAAUUAAAAGGAUCUGGUCGGAAACUGCUUGAAAUUCUUCAUCUUGAAAUCCAAGUCAAUGAUUACAUACCACUGCAAGGUGGUAAUUCAUCUUUCGUUGAAAUGCCAUCAUGGAUACUGAAAACUCACUCAGUUGUAAACAUUGAUAACUUUGAUAUAUCCACAUUGAAUUCAAUUGCUGAUAAUCCAAAAUGCGGAUACAUUCUUGAAGUUGAUUUAGAUUAUCCUGCAAGUUUGCAUCAUCAUCAUAAAGAUUUCCCGUUAGCACCAGUACGCGAAAAACCACCUCUAGAAACCAGUAAAACUCCAAAACUACUAGCAACUCUAGACAAUAAAAAAAAUUAUGUUAUCCAUUAUAGGAACUUGAAACAAUAUUGUUCUUUGGGAAUGAUUAUUACUAAAGUUCAUCGUGUUUUAAAAUUUGAACAAAGUGCAUGGCUUCAACCAUAUAUUGAUCUUAACACAGAGUUACGAAAACAAGCUCGUAAUGCAUUUGAAAAAGAUCUUAGAAAAUUAUUCAUUAAUGCAAUUUAUGGUAAAACUCUUGAGUCUGUAAGAACUCGUAAAUCGAUAAAACUUGUACAAAAAUAUGGUGGUAGAGGUGGAGCAAGAUUUUAUAUCUCAAAGCCAAACUUCCAUAGUCAUUUAAUUAUUGAUGAUCUUGUUAUAAUUGAGAUGAAACCAACAAGUAUACUUUUUGAUAAACCAAUUUAUCUCGGAUUUUCUAUUUUGGAAAUGUCAAAAACAUAUAUGUAUGAUUUUCAUUAUAAUUUUAUAAAACCAGAAUAUGGAGAUAAAGUCAAAUAUUUAUAUGGUGAUACUGAUUCUGCUGUUUACCACAUAUUUAGUCAUAAUCCUUAUGAUUUGAUACGUAAUAAUCCUGAUGAAUUUGAUACAUCUGAUUAUCCAGAAAAUAAUCAAUAUGGAAUUCCUUUAAAAAAUAAAGAAGUUAUUGGUAUUAUGAAAGAUGAGAAUAACGGAAAAAUAAUGAAAGAAUUUAUUGGUUUACGAAGUAAAUUAUACUCAUAUGUUAUAGCGAAUGAAAAUAAUUCAUUAAAAAAUCGUGUUCAUAUGAGAGCAAAGGGUGUACAAAGAUCAACUGUAAGAUCUCAUAAACAUGAAGUAACAACAAGAACAACUGAAAAAAUUGCUCUCAGUUGGCAAGAUGAUAAACGACAGCUAAUUGAUGGUGAGACUGACACUUUGCCAUGGGGUUAUAUACCCGUUGAACGAAUGUGUUUGAGUAAAAUUUAUUGA